AUGGUGCUCUCAAAGGCCGACCUCUGCGACCCCAAGCUGCAGUACUUUCGUCUCGCCGAGCCGCACAAUCGUAACAACCCGCGCGGCAUCUGUCUGCUGAUUAACCAACGCGACUUCGACCGGGAGAAGACUGGACAGGAGCGCCGUGACGGCACCGAUGUCGACGCCGACGCGAUUGAACGCACCUUCAUCAAACUUGGCUACUCCGUCAACCGGACCACUAAUCUGACCCUGCGCAAGAUGCAAAUGCUAUUGAGUAAUGGUGAGUUGCUUCCUGUUCGGUCGUUUGCUGCUUUUCUGUUCAUUGUCAGAACCCCAGAAAGAUAG
Molecule: messenger RNA, 327 nt
Organism: Dibothriocephalus latus
Lineage: Eukaryota; Metazoa; Platyhelminthes; Cestoda; Diphyllobothriidea; Diphyllobothriidae
Source: the annotation of a GenBank genome assembly